AUGUCAAACUCCUGUAUAACGAUAUGCCAGGCUUUCCAAGAAUCGAUUGGAGUUCCCCCAGUGAGUUUUUUACCAACCUGUGCCAUACGUGCACGCGUAAAAGGCCGAAUCCUGGCGGCCGCACUGACGCCCAAUCACGUUUUUGACGUCGGCUUACUUUCACUUAUACUGCUUUCUUGGAAGUCCCCGCUGGCGCACGCAAAGAAAUGCAGGGUUGUCGCCUUAGCAGUGGAAGAAAUGUUUGACACGUGGAUUAUGACACAAGCGUGUUUGUAUUGUGCUGGGAUUACUAAGAAGCUCAGUAGGUUCGAGGUGAGAGUUACACAGUGGAGACCAUACAUGCACCUGACCGGCAGCUCGCUGUGUGGAUAGCAGAACCUGGCUAUACCUCCGGGCCGGCAACCCUUCACCACCCACGCACUUCCAUGGAAUGUACCCACAACACACCCCGGAACAAGCGGGAAACUACGGUGGCUAGCCGGCAGGGAAUGACAACUGCGGGCCUGCACAGGACCACGGAGUUCGAUCUGCAGAGACUAAGCAGAGCGGUACAUUUGCUGGAGACGUGCGGAUGGUACUGGGGCUCCAUGACGGGCGAUGAGGCAAAGAAAUUACUCCGGCGGAAAGAAGUGGGGACUUUUUUGCUUCGCGAUAGUAGUGACUCUGCCUACUUGUUCUGUAUCAGCGUAAGGACCGCCAGAGGCACAACAAGUGUUCGGAUCGACUACACUCCGGAAGGGAACUUUCGGCUGGACUCGGACGGUAGUUCGCCUGAAUAUGACUGUAUAAUAAAGCUUGUCCACCACUAUAUGAAGGACUCGAAUGCGGAAAAACCCAAACAUUACUGGCUCGAGCCCACCGGAAGAAGGGCGAUCGCUGUGAAAUUUUCCCGGCCACUUUUCGGGAAGGUGCCCGACCUUCAGCACUUGUGUCGGACGGUGAUCAACAAACACACCCCCGAGGACCGUGUCACACAGCUGCCCUUACCGGAACGACUCAAAAAGUAUCUCAAGGACUAUCCUUACGGACAAUGAGAAAUAUUUAUUAACAUUUGAAUUUCAGAGCUUAACUUCAGACAGUGAAAUGAUACAUAGGGUUUGAACGUCUACACGUUCUCGCGAAUUUUGCUGCUAAUACAUUAACACAGUGAUGUUGUACUUUAUUUUCGACAUAAUAGUUUUGCCGGCAAAGUUUCAUAAACAAAAUUCCUGCUGUGAAUAUCGCUUCAAAUUUCGGUAACUUAGUGUAGUGAGCUUUGGAACACUCAAAAUUGAUUUAAUAGAUAUACGGAAGCCUGAUAGAACUUAUCUUCACCGCUGCAAUAGAUACUUUCAUUUUCUCUCUUAAACGGCAAAUAAAAUGACGUCGCUGUGAAAACAUCGGCAUCUUUGUACUGCAUUUCGUUGCUAUACACACUAGCUAUGGUGAGCGGGAAAUGUGAUCAAU
This is a messenger RNA of Branchiostoma belcheri (Belcher's lancelet), 1446 nucleotides long. RefSeq names its product suppressor of cytokine signaling 2-like. The record is from RefSeq and is a predicted model, not a curated record. Gene Ontology annotation, biological process: intracellular signal transduction; phosphatidylinositol phosphate biosynthetic process. The transcript has 2 exons. Lineage: Eukaryota; Metazoa; Chordata; Leptocardii; Amphioxiformes; Branchiostomatidae. Gene Ontology annotation, cellular component: phosphatidylinositol 3-kinase complex. Bases 426 to 1034 code for a protein of 202 amino acids. Gene Ontology annotation, molecular function: 1-phosphatidylinositol-3-kinase regulator activity.